Molecule: messenger RNA, 1806 nt
Organism: Penicillium argentinense
Lineage: Eukaryota; Fungi; Ascomycota; Eurotiomycetes; Eurotiales; Aspergillaceae
Exons: 3
Coding region: 1-1806 (601 amino acids)
Source: RefSeq, a predicted model, not a curated record
AUGCUAUCCGCCGUGCGCCGCGCCUGGCUCUGGGCGCAAUCCAGCCUGAGAGACGGCCCGCAGUACACCAUGCUAGACGGUGCCCGCGAAAAAUCCUACUACUACUACACACGCACCUCGCGACGAACCUGGUACAUUGCUUGCGCAGGCGCAGCACUCGUCCUUCUCUACUUCGCCGCGGGCGCGCCUCUCCCCGCAACAUACCAUCGCCCGUUUUUGGCAUCCGACGGAUACUCCUGUGCGCAUCCGGUUACGCGACUAGCCUACGAUGCAGAAACGAACUUCAAUCAGACGCUCGACCGACAAAGUCAGUCGCUGGAGGAUGCGGUGACGGAGUACCAGCGGCGAUACGGGAUGCCGCCGCCGCCGAAUUUCGAUAAAUGGUAUGAGUUUGCGAAGGCGCGGGGGACCGUCUUGAUCGACGAGUUUGAUACGAUCUAUCAUGCGCUCUUGCCCUUCUGGGGCCUUGCGCCGUCGACGAUUAGGGAGCGCGUGCGUGAGGAUCUGGGGUUCGAUAAUCACCAGAUGACGAUUACUGUCCAGAACGGGAAGGCGAAGCAUAUUGGGAAUUUCCAAGGCGAAUUCCAGCGUGAUGCGACCAUGAAGAUCCUCGAUAUGUGCGCGCAGUGGUUACCGGAUAUGCACCUGCCCUUCAAUAUCCACGAUGAGCCUCGCAUCGUCAUCCCGCACGAAGAUCUGCACCGGAUGGUCGUCGAAGGCAAAGCAGCACAAGCACGACUCCGCGCCAACGCGGAAAGCACAACCUCCUUCUCCAAGACAAAGCUAGAAGAAAUCACCCCGGUCCAAAGAACCCGCUUCAACGACAUUGAGCUGCAGGAAACAUGGCUCUUCUCCCGCCUCUCCUGCCCGCCCGACUCACCCGCCCGCGCACUGGACAACAACGCCAAAGAUAACAGUACAACCUGGGCCAGCGCACCCCUCGGCUUCGUCUACAACCAAACCGCCUCAACAGACAUGUGUCUCUCCCCAUCCCUCCGGCACAAACUCGGCGUAUUCGAACGACCAAACGCCUUCAAAAUAUCCACCGACCUAACCCCCAUGUUCUCCAUGUCCCGCCCCUCCUCCUUCCAAGACAUCGUCAUGCCCUCCCCCCUUCUACUACGACUGUACUGGCGCGGCUCAACAAAAGGAGGCCACAGCCGCGGCGGCUCGUGGAAAUCCCUCCAACGUCAACGCGUCAUCGGAAACCUCACACACCCAGAAUCACAGCGCCAUUUCCUAACCCGCACUCCAAACACCCGCUGCGCCGGCAGGGAUUCAGGGUGGGACCUUAUCCCCGCCAACGCCUCCCAGUUGAAUGCCUACGUAAACACAUACUUCACCGGCAUCGAAGACUGCGACGAAGAUUGCCUGGACGAAGAACUUUACUUCGAAGUCGUGGAUAAGGAAAACCAGGAUGCAGCGUGGAAAUAUCGGUACCUUCUCGAUAUGGACGGACACGCGUACAGUGGGCGGUUUUAUGCAUUUAUGCGCAGUCCCAGCGUGCCGUUUAAACUUACUUUCUUCCGGGAGUGGCAUGAGAAUGCCCUUUGGCCUUGGGUGCAUUAUGUCCCGCUCAACAAGGAUGCGGACGAGAUUCCGGAGUUGUUGCGCUUUUUUGAGGAGGAUGUGGAGGGAAGGAGUCUUGCGAGGAGGAUCGGGCUUGGGGGGCAGGAUUGGGCAGGGAAGGCGUUGAGAAAUGAGGAUAUGGAGGUUUAUUUUUUUAGGCUUUUGCUUGAGUAUGCGCGAGUCCAGGAUGAUGAGCGUGAGAGUUUGGGGUAUUAUGUGCGGGAUAACUUUGUUUGA